AGUGACAGCGGUCAACCAUUAAUCAAUCAAACGGUCUGAACGUUGUCGUCUCCGGUAAUGUUUCCUUCGUCCGGUCUUUUUGCUCAAGUAAGCUGCCCUUUCGUACAACGAGGGCGCUGCGAGCGGCCCCAUUGUUUGUACAAACAUGUCACAGAAUCGUGGAAUGCGUUUGGUGGCUUGUUUAAAUCGUCGUCCGUCCUGGACCUAACAGGGAAUGGCAGACCUUGUGGAGGACCAGUGAAGGAUGAGUCUACAGACGAGUGCCUCCAUGAGCUGGAGAGAAUCAACAAGGAGAUCGAAACUGUAAGGCACGAGGUGGAGCAGGAGCAAAGACGCCUGUCGUGCUACCAGACGGAACAGGCGGACAGCAGAAUCGGUGUCCCCAUCUCAAAGUUUGAAACCAGGGGCCCACCUUUAAGCAAAGAUAAAACCUAUGCACGAACGAAGAAGUACGUGGUGGACAACUCAAAACCAAGGACUGAUUUAGAGUACGACCCUUUGUCCAAUUUUUCUGCUGCCUUGCGCUCGUACAGUUCACCAGGUGAAGAGCACAAAGUGAAAAACCGAGAAGCAAAGAGAUCUAGACACGCGCCUGUAGAUCCGACGAAACCGUCCACCCAUCAAGCACAGAUGUCCCAAUCACCAUCUCCAGCGCUCCUCAGUGGCUCCACCGAAGACUGCGUCCUGGUUAUUGAUGUUCCUUUAUUGCCUGAGAAAACGAGUGGUCAAGCACAGAAGGCUGUUACAGUCAAAUCUUUUCAGGUUCAGAAACAAGAAGUGGAUAAGGUAAAAAUGGAGACUGCUUCACUCAAUCCUCCACCACAGAGCGUUAAACAGCUUGAGGUAACUGUUGCUGUUCCACCCUCAAUAAGGGACGACGUAAAUAAAGUGCACGACUGUUUUUUAGUUGAAAAUAAUCAAGAUUCACUUACUUCUGAUGACGCUAAAGAAUCUGAAAAUGUUCAUGGAAGUGCAGUUGAUUUAUCUUGUCUUCUUGAAUCUACUAGUAGUGUUGAGAAAACGACCCUGAUGGUGGAGCUACCGGCUCAGGACAAGGCUCAAAGUGAUUGCUCUCCUCCUGUGCCAUAUGUUGUGCAAGACAGUCAGAAAAUGUUGAGCAAAGUACCAGGAAAGAUGCAGAGGAACUCUACCAUGAACAAGGAGCAAGCGGAGGCGGCUCCAUGCAGCAGUCCGCUUUCAUUUCAGGACGUUUCAUCCUCUGUAAACUCACACUGCAGAGCUGAAUCCGAAUCCACCGAGCAGCUUCUGAAGGCGGAAAGUAAGGCAGUGAUAAUAAUCGACUCCAGCCCUGAUGAAGAAGAAGAGGAAGAGGAGGAGGAAGAACUCAACUGUGCAAAUAUGGAGCUUUCUGACAGUGACCCAAUGGAGGAAUGCUACAGGAUCUUCAUGGAGGCGAACAGUGAGGAAAGGAGAAAUGAGGAGCAUCCUGACACGACUGCUGGACCUGAUAUGGAUGAUGAAAAGCCAAAGGUCAACACCACACUCCAAGCUUUACCAGGGAAGAAGAGGGUGGCUCAUGAAGCCACAAAUCUAGAGCAGCCACUGGCUAAAAGCAGACCUCAGCCCCAAGUUCUUGUGCCUCUUCGGGAGCCAGCUGCUUCAGGUUUUGGCUCUCGGCCUUCCAUCACUUCUAAGAUCCAGCAGGUACAACAGCGAGCCUCCAUGCUGACUGCUUCAGUUAAAGCUGGGCAGGCGUUUGUUUCCUCUACAAAUCAGAAGAAGCCAGAGACGCAAAGUGCACCUUCUGGCCCAGGCCCUGAAAACCUUCAGCCUGAUCCAGUGCACAGUGCGUAUUUGAACUACAUCCCUGUGGGAACUACAGUCAUUGAAGUAGGCAACAACCUGCACUUGAUCCUACCACAGGGUAGCUUCCCUCUGUCUGUUGCCUCCACCUCCAGCCCAGUUACUUCAGUGCUAACUCCAGUGAAUCGAGUUCAUCCGAGUCCUGUCUCAUUCAACCAGCCUAAUAAUCUACCCACAGUUACAGCCUUGCCAAGAUAUCGCCCAGCUGCACCUGUGCUCAUUGCUGCUCCUGCACGAAGGCCUGUUCUCAACUCUGGGUUUGCAUCAACUUUACAUUCAACAGCUGCUCCCACCACUUCUCAAGCUCCUGUCCAGGCAGCUGUUAAGUCAAGACCUCUACUUAAACGAAAGCUGAAACAGCCCUCUGAGGCUGCGAAGGACAAAGUUCCCCAUGAUGUUCGUCAGCGUUAUGUGAACAUGUUCACGGAGGAGUUUCUCAAAACGACACUCAAUGUCAAUGAUGCUUUUGAGAAGGCCCUCGCUGAGGAGAGAAGUGUCUACAACCGCAGCGUGAACAAGCUUAAAUAUCUGAGUGUUGCAGUCAAUGCACUGAAGAGGCUGAAGAACCAAAACGUUGCCGCUAAAAGUGAAACGAAGGUCCAGAGUCAAAGACCAAAAGGCAACAUCCCAUUAAACAGGAAGAAGUUAAAGCAAAAUGAUGAUUUGGCUUUGUAUGAAAGUUUGAAAGAUUAUAUUUUGACUGAUGAAAAAAUUAUUGAAAACAACUAUCCUGUCCAGCAUCCAGAAAAAACUGGUUCUGCUGUUUAUUUUGCUGACAAGAAAGUGAAUACAGAUCCCCUUAAGAGGAUCUGCUGUCGAUGUGGAGCCACAUACUCUGUGAGUCAAACAGGCAAACACGUCCGCAAGGAGGAGUGCAACUACCAUUAUGGGAAAGGAGUUGAGAAAAGAGUGCCAGGUGGAGUAGAGACUCGCUACAGCUGCUGUCAGGGAACCAUGGGAGCUCCUGGAUGUCAGGUGUUUAAGUUGCAUGUCCAUGAUUCUCUCAGUUUGGAUGGGUUUGUUUCUACUGCCCAGAGACAUCCCUCAGACACGAGCUGUCCUGGGGUUUACUCCUUGGAUUGUGAAAUGUGUUACACUCUUCAAGGUCUGGAGCUGUCCAGAGUGACCGUGGUCAACUCUAACCUUCAGGUCAUCUAUGACACCUUCGUCAGACCUGAUAACGAGGUGAUCGACUAUAAUGCCAGGUUUUCAGGCAUCAGUGAGGCGGAUAUGAAGGGUAAUCGUACCCCUCUCAGAGAGGUCCAGGAGACCUUGUUGAGCUUCAUCAGUGCCGACACCAUUCUUGUUGGACACGAGCUGGAAACAGACCUCUGUUUACUGAAGCUGCUUCAUGGAAUGGUGGUGGACACAUCAGUGAUCUUCCCCCAUCGUCUAGGUCCACCUUACAAGCUGAGCCUGAACAGCCUCACAGCUGAACACCUCAGGAGGAUUAUCCAAGAGAGUGUUUGUGGCCAUGACACUGCCGAAGAUGCAGCUGCCUGCAUGGAGCUCAUGCUGUGGAAGAUGAAAGAAGAUGGGAAGCUAAAAAAAUGA
This is a messenger RNA of Nematolebias whitei (Rio pearlfish), 3378 nucleotides long. RefSeq lists its product as uncharacterized. Gene Ontology annotation, cellular component: nucleus. Gene Ontology annotation, molecular function: nucleic acid binding; metal ion binding; exonuclease activity. The record is from RefSeq and is a predicted model, not a curated record. NCBI's taxonomy places the organism in Eukaryota, Metazoa, Chordata, Actinopteri, Cyprinodontiformes, Rivulidae. The transcript is spliced from 17 exons. Bases 58 to 3378 code for a protein of 1106 amino acids.